AUGGGGGACAAAGAUAACGUCUCCUUGCUGAAUGCCCCUGUUAAACCUUCCGGCCUGUCUGGCGACGCGGUUAAUGCCAUCGCCGACAGGUUUCGCGAAGCAAAAAAGCAAACGCCAGCGUUCAGCCAGUUCCCUCCCCGUCGUGUCGAGUUCGCACGGGCCUCUAUGAGUGGAGCCUGGGCCAGCGCUGGUGCGAGGAAGAUGCAGAAAACGAGUGUGAGUGCCAUUGUGUCGUAUCACAUCCUCCAACUCAGCACCUGCAGUCGCUCCCAGCUGCAGCACUGUCCGUUCCUUUCUCAACUGUGUGUGUGUGUGUGUGUGUGUGUGUGUCUAGGCCUCACCCAGCCCAGUGUGACGGUGUUGCCCCCCUCCAGUGUGGAGCUGCAGCAGGAGAAGGUCACACUCGUGUGUGUGGCCUACAAGGGCUUCCCCUCGGACUGGAGGCUGAGCUGGAAGGUUGAUGGGAGCAACUGGAGCUCGGGGGAGAGCCGCAGCACCGCAGUUCUGCAGGCGGACGGCCUCUACAGCUGGAGCAGCACGCUGAGCCUCCACCCGUGUCAGUGGAGGAACAAGGUGGUGACCUGUGAGGCCUCCAAGGACAACCAACCACCUGUGGUGAGCACAGUGAACACAGAGCAGUGCUCAGAGCUGUGAGCUCACACACACGUUACUCAGCUCACCUUCUACUCCUUCACUGUGUGCUCCAUGUGGCCUUUACUGCUCAAAUGUCCCACUUUCAUCAUUUCAUCUGAGUUAUUGACAUGUGAGCUCACACACUCCUCACUUUAACUCAGCUCUUCUUCUUAUCACCUAAAUAUGUGUUAAGUGUGUGUAUCACUGCAAUGUCCUGCUUUGAAUUAUUAAUAAAAGCCUUUUGAAUCAGUAAA
Ictalurus furcatus (blue catfish) is the source of this 887-nucleotide messenger RNA. RefSeq lists its product as uncharacterized. The record is from RefSeq and is a predicted model, not a curated record. The coding region runs from base 1 to 654 and encodes 217 amino acids. Lineage: Eukaryota; Metazoa; Chordata; Actinopteri; Siluriformes; Ictaluridae. The transcript has 3 exons.